AGGAAUAAAAAAGACAGCUUCAAACGUCGUAUAGCAUUCGAGAUCUGUUCGUAGACAUAAGUGCAUGUGAAUAGAAACUGCGAUGCAAUCAGUAUUGCUAAACUAUUAUCCAGAGUGAAGCUGUCUUAAAAGUAAUCUAAGGAAAUGAAUAAGCUGGCAACUUUGCUGUUGUUGCUUUUUCUCUGUCACCAUGGAAUUGUUUGCAACGUUAAUUCUGCAGCUAUGCCCCAACCUUCUGUAGACGAAUUGUGGAAAUCGUUACUUUUUAACUACAGCCGUCUCGAACGUCCAACGUUUAGAGGUGAUCCAGUUACAGUAGAAGUGUCAAUGUACAUUCUGGACAUACCAAAAGUGAAUAUCAAGACAAUGAGUUUCGAGAUGGAUUUCUACUUCCGUAUGAGGUGGCAUGAUGAUCGACUUCGUUGCGAAUUAUUUGCAGAUCUAGAGUAUAUCGAUGUUCCAUAUAAAAAGGAAAUCUGGGUCCCUGAUCUCUUCUUUGUAAAUGCUCAAGAAGUUCACAAUCCCAAUUCUAAUUUUCUUCUGAGGUUAUAUAAGGAUGGACGUGUGCUAUACAGCACGAGAUAUGUCAUUCGUGCUCGGAGUAUCAUGGACUUUAAAAAUUUUCCUACUGACGAAAACAUGAUCAGACUUGACAUUGAAUCUUAUGCUUACACAUCUGAUAAAAUGAUGAUAAAAUGGCAAUCAAAACAGUCACUUGGAUUGAACUCGGAACGAAUAACUGAUUUUAUCAUUAAGAAUUUGACGACCAGGGAAAGUGUUAUUCAUUUGAGUACGGGAAGCUAUUCUCGUGUCUACGCUCAGAUCACAUUGAAAAGAAGAGGUCAGUUAUACAUAAUAUCAGCGUAUCUUCCUCUCAUUGUCGUGGUUCUCAUGUCCUGGUUGUCCUUCUGGAUAAAUCCAAAGUUGAUAAUUCUUCGUCUUGGACUUCUGGUGACACUUUUGUUAUUGGCUGCUCUCUGUGUGUUGGGGUUUGAUACUGAACUUCCGAAACUGGCAUACGCUACGUCAUUAUCCAACUGGAUCUCUCUUCAUUUUGUGUUCUUGUCCUCAGCCUUGGUAGAGUUUAUGUUGAUUCACAUGAUCUGGGGACGAAGAUCUAUACAAUAUUUACAAGAACACGAGAUUGAAGACAAAGUGGAAGGAGAAACAGAAUCGACUUGUCAGAAGUUUCGUAACUGUUUAUGUGGGACCAGUAGCCGUUUGGAUCUUGCUUCAAGAGUUUUAUUUCCUGGUUUCUACAUCCUCUUCAACAUCAUUUACUGGGUCGCCUGACCAGAUUAUACUGCAUUUAUCAGGAAUAGAUGACAACGAUCGACGUCAUACAGAUAUUAUGUUUAUUACCGAUAGCAGUCACAAUUUUGUAAAAUCUUUGGAGACUUGCAUACGAUUUUAAAAUAUGAAAAUUAAAUCUUUCUUUAUUAAUUGUCUAUGGAAGGCAUGGUUAACACGUUCAAAAUAGAACCUACUAACCUAAAGUUAAGUGAUAUUUCUUAAAACAAAUGUUGAAAACAUUAAGAAUGUCAGCAUAUAAAAUUAUUAUAUAAAUUUUCACAAUGCUUAAUUUUCUUUUCGUCAGGUCAAAAUACCUGAUAAUACUUAGAAAAAAUUGGACUAAAAUUUGUUAGUAUUUGUCCGUGUUCUAACUAGAGAGAUAUUUGUUAUAAUAUCGUACUUUAAAGAAUAAUACUAUCCUGCUUUUCAAGAAUAUUUAAUUUUGUUUGUUUUCUAUGACUUGUAUUAAAGAAAAAACUUAUAUUGUUUGAUAUAUUAUGCAUUAUUUACAGAGAUUCAUAUAUCUGUUCAUACACAUUUAUUUUUAUUUGCUUGUUUUUCACUCAAAAUAAUCUUAAAAUAAGUAUUAAAUGUACUGUGAAAAAUGCCUUUGUCUUCCUCAAGUGUAAGAAAUAAUUAUUUCAAAGUGGCAAGUAGUUUUAUACUUUGUUUGUUUUUGUAGUAACCACAUGAAGCAUGCUUGAAGUAUUUCUUCAUCAUGUAUUCCUUUUCUUCAGACAUGCAAAACAAUAAUACAUAUUGUUAAGAGCUUAAGACUUACUUUGACUUGUCUUUGAAUCAUAUGUAAACAGGUAAUACAUAACUAAAGUUAGUAUACAUGUCCUUAUGUUUUAUUGGUAGAGGUAAUUUAAUUGUGAACAUGUUUUAAAAUACCUUAAGUUUCGAUAGCAUUUAAAUUCAGAGUGAAUAUUGUAAUUAAGGGGUACUAAAACUUAAUUUUUAAUCUACAGUUGUGCUUAUGUCAGUGCUUCUUAAGUGCUUCUGCCAGUACAAAUUAUCAUUAUUGGACAACAGAUUGAAACUUUUUGUAUAUUUCAAUGUUGUUGUUUUUCCCUUGAAGUUUCUAAAAUAAAAUAUGCUACAUUAUGAUUAA
Messenger RNA from Limulus polyphemus (Atlantic horseshoe crab), 2407 nucleotides. Its product is annotated as glycine receptor subunit alphaZ1-like. The record is from RefSeq and is a predicted model, not a curated record. Gene Ontology annotation, molecular function: transmembrane signaling receptor activity; neurotransmitter receptor activity; extracellular ligand-gated monoatomic ion channel activity. Gene Ontology annotation, biological process: nervous system process; monoatomic ion transmembrane transport; chemical synaptic transmission. The coding region runs from base 145 to 1293 and encodes 382 amino acids. Gene Ontology annotation, cellular component: synapse; neuron projection; membrane. NCBI's taxonomy places the organism in Eukaryota, Metazoa, Arthropoda, Merostomata, Xiphosura, Limulidae. The transcript has 8 exons.